AUGGAUCAACAAUUCCUUAAGAUUACCUAUCAUUCGGGUGCCAAGAAAAUGAAUGCCUAUUUAAAAAUGCCUUCACCCACUUAUCAUGUCCUGAAGAAGGAAAUCGAAAUGUGUUUGUUUGUGGAACGCAAACAGCCACGUUGUGAAAUUCGUACCUAUUGGAUAGUGCUUCUCUGCUUUGCCAAUUUCCUAAAAGCUACCUCCCCAUCAAAAUCAUCUAAUGACAUUGCGGGCAAAAGUUCCUUACAAUUGACAAAGUCUCUGUCACCCUGGGAUAUUACAAAAAUAUCAAAUAAAAAUGCCAAAAGCUCUAAGAAAACCGAAGAAUCUAAUGAUUAUGAAGAGGACUAUGACGACAGUGAUGGUGACGAAGAGGGUGGUUAUGAAAAUGAGAAUGCUGGUGGCGGUAAACAUGGUUCACGUCAAAGAAAUAUUAACAUUAUCAAAAGAGUAGGCACCACCUAUGCCUGGGGUCGCUGGGAGAAAUGGAGUAGAUGUUCAAAUUCUUGUGUGCAAAUACGAAAAAGACAAUGCAUUAAAAGAAUACAAAAUACCACCGACUCUGAUGCUUUGGAAAUCACUUUCUAUCCCGAUUUAGCCGACAAGACCACCGGCUGUUUUGGCAUUAUGAAGAAAUACCGCCUGUGUAAAGAUGAGAAAUGUAAAUUUAGCAAUCGUCAAAUGCGCGAUGAACAAUGUUCGGCCUAUAAUCGCCAGCAGUAUAAAGGAAAAUUCUAUACAUGGCAGGGCUAUGAAAAGGAACAUAAUGAAUGUGAAUUGUAUUGUAAACCUAUUGAUUCCGAUAUAUUCAUUAGUAUGAAUCAAUCAGUAACUGAUGGGACACCAUGCGAGAAACCAGCCGUUUAUUAUACACAUUACUAUCGACGCAAGGCGGUCUGUGUGGAGGGUAUAUGCAAGACUCCAGUGCACAAAUUCUUAACGCCGUGA
Lucilia cuprina (Australian sheep blowfly) is the source of this 948-nucleotide messenger RNA. RefSeq lists its product as uncharacterized. Gene Ontology annotation, cellular component: extracellular matrix. The record is from RefSeq and is a predicted model, not a curated record. Gene Ontology annotation, biological process: extracellular matrix organization. The transcript is spliced from 4 exons. Gene Ontology annotation, molecular function: metalloendopeptidase activity. The coding region runs from base 1 to 948 and encodes 315 amino acids. NCBI's taxonomy places the organism in Eukaryota, Metazoa, Arthropoda, Insecta, Diptera, Calliphoridae.